Molecule: messenger RNA, 1139 nt
Organism: Onychostoma macrolepis
Lineage: Eukaryota; Metazoa; Chordata; Actinopteri; Cypriniformes; Cyprinidae
Gene: vps26c
Product: VPS26 endosomal protein sorting factor C
Exons: 8
Coding region: 83-976 (297 amino acids)
Biological process (GO): intracellular protein transport
Cellular component (GO): endosome
Source: RefSeq, a predicted model, not a curated record
CCCUGGAAGCACAGAGAAGCCCCGCCCCUCCGGAUGACGUCAGUGGUCAUAUGACGGCGACGCGGAAGCGAGUGCAGAGAAGAUGAGCGUGUCUAUGGACAUCAGGCUGAAGCGGGCGAAUAAAGUGUAUCAUGAGGGGGAGCGAGUGACCGGAGUGCUGCUGGUCUGCAGUAAAGACGCGCUGCAGCAUCAGGGAGUCUCUCUCAGUCUGGAGGGACUGGUCAACCUGCAGCUCAGCUCCAAGAGCGUCGGAGUCUUCGAGGCCUUCUACAACUCCGUCAAGCCCAUCCAGUUGGUGUCCAGCAGCAUGGAGGUGGUGAAGCCGGGAAAGAUCCCCGCAGGAAGAACCGAGAUCCCCUUUGAGUUUCCGCUGCAGGCCAAAGGCAACAAAGUCCUGUACGAGACGUACCACGGCGUGUUUGUCAACAUACAGUACACGCUCCGCUGCGACAUGAGACGCCCGCUGCUCGCCAAAGACCUCAGCAAGACCUGCGAGUUCAUGGUGCACUGCCAGCCGCAGAAGUCGAAGCUGCAGCCGAACCCUGUGGAGUUCAGCAUCACUCCGGAGACGCUGCAGAACGUCAGAGAGAGGAGCUCCUUACCCCGCUUCCUCAUCAGGGGUCACCUGGACGCCACCAGCUGCGCCAUCACACGACCCCUGACCGGAGAACUGCUGCUGGAGAGUUCAGAGGUCGCCAUCAAGAGCAUCGAGCUGCAGCUGGUGCGGGUGGAGACCUGCGGCUGCGCGGAGGGAUACGCUCGAGACGCCACCGAGAUCCAGAACAUCCAGAUCGCUGAAGGAGACGUGUGCCGCGGCCUCUCCAUCCCCAUCUACAUGGUGUUCCCUCGCCUCUUCACCUGCCCGACUCUAGAAACCACCAACUUUAAAGUCGAAUUUGAGGUGAAUAUCGUGAUCGUUCUUCAAGAUGAUCAUCUGAUAACAGAAAACUUCCCGCUGAAGCUGGUCAGAGUUUGAGAAUCUGAUGCUUCGAUGAAGGAACUAUUCGAUUUUUCUUGCUAUGAAUGAGAAGUUGCCAUUUUCACCACAUCAAUUUACAUUUUUUGACUCUUUUGACCAUGAGUGAAUAUUUACACGUAUUUCUGUAAAAAAGUGUUUAUUAAAAUCAGCUCACCUGUGA